GAAAAGAGCGCUGAAUGCUUGCUUCCGGCCAUCUCCUUGGGUUCCUUUCCCUUCCCUCACGCUGUUUCCCCUCCCCCUGGCUCCCUUUCUCGCCCGGUGUUGUUUUUGCUCGGAGGCCGACCCCUAAACAGGAGAGUCCAGGAUCUGAGGAGAGGAACAACAAGCCAUUCGAGGCUGGGAGCAGGGAGGAGAGGCGAGUACUUCUGACCGAGGACAAAAGCAUGUCCUCCCUCCCUGGCUGCAUUGGUUUGGGUGCAGCAACAGCUGCAAUGGAAUCUGAAGAGAUUGCAGAGCUACAGCAGGCAGUGGUUCAGGAGCUGGGUAUCUCUAUGGAGGAACUUCGGCAGUUCAUUGAUGAAGAACUUGAAAAGAUGGACUGUGUACAGCAACGCAAGAAGCAACUAGCAGAGUUGGAGACAUGGGUAAUACAGAAAGAAACUGAAGUUGCUCAUGUUGACCAGCUCUUUGAUGAUGCAUCAAGGGCAGUGACUAAUUGUGAGUCUUUGGUGAAGGACUUUUACUCUAAGCUGGGACUCCAGUACCGUGACAGUAGCUCUGAGGAUGAAUCUUCCCAGCCCACAGAAAUAAUUGAGAUUCCUGAUGAAGAUGAUGAUGUCCUCAGUAUUGAUUCAGGUGAUGCUGGGAGUAGAACUCCCAAAGACCAGAAGCUUCGUGAAGCUAUGGCUGCCUUAAGAAAAUCAGCUCAAGAUGUCCAGAAGUUCAUGGAUGCUGUCAACAAGAAGAGCAGUUCCCAAGAUCUGCAUAAAGGAACUUUGAGUCCCAUGUCUGGGGAACUGAGCAAAGAUGGUGACCUGAUAGUCAGUAUGCGGAUUUUGGGCAAGAAGAGGACCAAGACAUGGCACAAAGGCACCCUUAUUGCUAUCCAGACAGUUGGGCCAGGGAAGAAAUACAAAGUGAAAUUUGACAACAAAGGAAAGAGUCUGCUGUCGGGGAACCAUAUUGCCUAUGAUUACCACCCUCCUGCUGACAAGCUAUAUGUGGGCAGUCGUGUGGUAGCCAAGUACAAAGAUGGGAAUCAGGUCUGGCUUUAUGCUGGCAUUGUAGCUGAGACACCAAACGUCAAAAACAAGCUCAGGUUUCUCAUUUUCUUUGAUGAUGGCUAUGCUUCCUAUGUUACACAGUCAGAACUGUAUCCCAUUUGCCGGCCAUUGAAAAAGACUUGGGAGGACAUAGAAGACAUUUCCUGCCGAGACUUCAUAGAGGAAUAUAUCACUGCCUACCCCAACCGUCCCAUGGUGCUGCUCAAGAGCGGCCAGCUUAUCAAGACUGAAUGGGAAGGGACAUGGUGGAAGUCCCGAGUUGAGGAAGUAGAUGGCAGCCUAGUCAAGAUCCUCUUCCUGGAUGAUAAAAGAUGUGAGUGGAUCUAUCGAGGCUCUACACGACUAGAACCCAUGUUUAGCAUGAAAACAUCUUCAGCCUCUGCACUGGAGAAAAAGCAAGGGGGACAGCUCAGGACACGUCCAAAUAUGGGUGCUGUGAGGAGCAAAGGUCCUGUUGUCCAAUACACUCAGGAUCUGACUAGUACUGGAACCCAGUUCAAGCCAAUGGAGCCUCCACAGCCCAUUGCUCCAUCUGUUCCACCAGUUCCAUCUGUGCCACCUGCUCCACCUGCGGUUCCACCUCUGUCCCCCCAAGCAGGUGACAAUGAAAGCUUGGAAAGCCAGCUUGCUCAGUCACGGAAGCAGGUAGCCAAAAAGAGCACAUCAUGUCGACCAGGAUCUGUGGGCUCUGGUCAUUCCUCUCCUACAUCCCCUCCACACAGUGAAAAUGCCUCUGGUGGGAAACCUGGGAUUAACCAGACAUACAGAUCACCUUUGGGCUCAACAACCUCGGCACCAGCACUUUCAGCUCCUCAGUUGCUUCCAGCCAGUGAUGAAUUACCAAUAGUCUCAACAACCUCUGCUCCAGCACCCCCAGCUCCUCCUGGGCCUCCAGCCCCACCAGCCUUCCAUGGCAUGCUUGAGCGUGCCCCUGCAGAACCCUCCUACCGUGCCCCAAUGGAGAAGCUUUUCUACUUACCUCAUGUUUGUAGCUUUACUUGUCUGUCUCGGAUCAGACCUAUGAGGAAUGAGCAGUACCGCGGCAAGAACCCUCUGUUGGUCCCACUACUGUAUGACUUCCGGAGGAUGACUGCUCGACGCCGAGUCAACCGCAAGAUGGGCUUUCAUGUAAUCUACAAGACACCCUGUGGCCUCUGCCUACGGACAAUGCAGGAGAUCGAACGCUACCUAUUUGAAACUGGCUGUGACUUUCUUUUCCUGGAGAUGUUUUGUUUGGAUCCAUAUGUUCUUGUGGACAGAAAGUUUCAACCCUAUAAACCUUUUUACUAUAUUUUGGAUAUCACCUAUGGCAAAGAAGAUGUUCCCCUGUCCUGUGUUAAUGAGAUUGACACAACGCCCCCACCCCAGGUGGCCUACAGCAAAGAGCGAAUCCCUGGCAAGGGUGUUUUCAUUAACACAGGCCCUGAAUUUCUGGUUGGCUGUGACUGCAAGGAUGGGUGUCGGGACAAGUCCAAAUGUGCCUGCCAUCAACUAACUAUCCAGGCUACAGCAUGUACGCCAGGGGGCCAAAUCAACCCUAACUCUGGCUACCAGUACAAGAGACUAGAAGAAUGUCUGCCCACAGGGGUUUAUGAGUGUAACAAACGCUGCAAAUGUGACCCAAACAUGUGUACAAAUCGGUUGGUACAGCAUGGACUACAGGUUCGACUACAGCUAUUUAAGACACAGAACAAAGGCUGGGGUAUCCGCUGCUUGGAUGACAUUGCCAGAGGCUCUUUUGUCUGUAUUUAUGCAGGCAAAAUCCUGACGGAUGACUUUGCAGACAAAGAAGGCCUGGAGAUGGGUGAUGAGUACUUUGCAAAUCUAGACCAUAUUGAGAGUGUAGAGAACUUCAAGGAAGGAUAUGAAAGUGAUAUACCCUGUUCCUCUGACAGCAGUGGUGUUGACAUGAAGGACCAGGAAGAUGGCAAUAGUGGUACUGAGGACCCUGAGGAGUCCAAUGAUGAUAGCUCAGAUGAUAACUUCUGUAAGGAUGAGGACUUCAGCACCAGCUCAGUGUGGCGUAGCUAUGCUACCCGGAGGCAGACCCGAGGCCAAAAAGAGAAUGGACCCACUGAAACCACUUCCAAGGAUUCACGCCCUCCAGACCUUGGGCCCCCACAUAUUCCCAUCCCUCCUUCAGUCUCUGGAGGGGGCUGCAAUCCACCUUCCUCUGAAGAGACACCCAAGAAUAAGGUGGCCUCAUGGUUGAGCUGCAACAGUGUCAGUGAAGGUGGUUUUGCUGACUCAGAUAGCCGUUCAUCCUUUAAGACUAGUGAAGCAGGGGAGGGUCGGAAUGGAGGCCGAGGGGAGGCUGAGAAGGUCUCUACUUCAGUACUGGGCAUGAAGGAAGAAGGAGACAUCAAACAGGCCAAAAAAGAGGACCCUGAUGAUCGAAACAAGGUGUCAGUAGUUACAGAAAGUUCUCGGAAUUAUGGUUAUAAUCCUCAUGUGAAGGCUGAAGGAGCUCGCCGUCCAUCUAGUAAGACUAAUAUGCACCAGAGUCGGCGGCACAUGGCCUCUGCCCAUUCCAACCCUGAUGAUGUCCUGACGCUGUCCAGCAGCACAGAAAGUGAGGGGGAAAGUGGCACCAGCCGCAAGCCCACUGCUGGGCAGACCUCAACCACAGCAGUUGACAGUGAUGAUAUCCAAACCAUCUCCUCUGGCUCGGAAGGGGAGGACUUUGAGGACAAGAAGAACAUGUCUGGUCCAACAAAGCGCCAGGUGGCAGUUAAAUCAACCCGAGGCUUCGCUCUUAAAUCAACCCAUGGAAUUGCCAUUAAGUCAACCAACAUGGCCUCUGUGGACAAGGGAGAAAGUACACCUGUUCGAAAGAACACACGCCAAUUCUAUGAUGGUGAAGAGUCUUGCUACAUCAUUGAUGCCAAGCUGGAAGGAAACCUGGGCCGCUACCUCAAUCACAGUUGCAGUCCCAACCUGUUUGUCCAGAAUGUCUUCGUGGACACCCACGAUCUUCGCUUCCCCUGGGUCGCCUUCUUUGCCAGCAAGAGAAUCCGAGCUGGGACCGAACUUACUUGGGACUACAACUAUGAGGUGGGCAGUGUGGAAGGCAAGGAGCUGCUCUGCUGCUGUGGAGCCAUCGAGUGCAGAGGCCGUCUUCUUUAGAGGGGAGCCUUCUUCCUCACGUUCAGAACCCUUCUUGAACUGUCUUUUCCUCAGGAACUGGGUCUUCCUGACUGUUGAACUCUGACCCAAGCAAGCCUCUGGUCUAGCUACUCCCCAGCUCCUAGUAGAUAGAAAUGGGGAGUCUGGAUCAGGAGCACUCUUCCAUUGUGGUGCUAGCAGGCAAGGUCCCUGUGACUUAGAGCUCUGGAAUAGGGAGGGAUUACCACUCUAGCCUAGGCCUGUCGUCCCUCCCAUCUCUUUGUACAAAAUGUCCCUAUUCUGAUAAACGGGGUCUGUGCAUCUACCUAUCCCUGGUUUGUACUGGUUCUUGAAAGAUUUAGCAA
Perognathus longimembris pacificus (Pacific pocket mouse) is the source of this 4531-nucleotide messenger RNA. It is a transcript of the gene Setdb1, whose product is annotated as SET domain bifurcated histone lysine methyltransferase 1. The transcript has 23 exons. The record is from RefSeq and is a predicted model, not a curated record. Gene Ontology annotation, cellular component: nucleus. Gene Ontology annotation, molecular function: zinc ion binding; histone H3K9 methyltransferase activity; DNA binding. Bases 15 to 4187 code for a protein of 1390 amino acids. Lineage: Eukaryota; Metazoa; Chordata; Mammalia; Rodentia; Heteromyidae. Gene Ontology annotation, biological process: negative regulation of gene expression; heterochromatin organization.